AUGUUCGGCUUCUCUUCUGUGGGGAAAAAAAAGGUCGGAGCGCAUGUCGCGCUUUACUGGGUAAACAUCGUUGUACUCGCCCUUUCCGCGCGCGUGAACUUGUUCCAAGAAUUCUUUUUUGCUGCGGAUCUAUUCCCACUUGGAUUAUCCAUUACUACCAUGGUUAUCCUCAGUGUAAUGUUGGCUCUCGACUUUAUCUGCAAAAACUCGUACACCGGUCGGCCCCAGUUCGAAAUUGGCGUCUUCGCUGUUCUUUCUAUAUUUUGGCUGUCAUUCAACGCUUUUUCUACAUCUCGUUGGCGCCAUGUCCCUAUGGCCUGCCCUACCGGAUCUGACGACGUCAAAACUUGGUGUCAGGAUGUUCAGGCCUUGAAAGCAUUCGUCUGGAUAGAGUGGUUGAUCUUCUCCUUGACAGCGUACAUCACCCUUCGGUACACCAUCUCGCAGAAGAAUCGCGGCAACAAUCACAUUCUUCGCAUGCCUCUUUCUCGCUACUCACCUCACCUGAGGAAUGACGGCACUACGGAAUAUAUUCGCAAUAGUGAAUUUUUGCAGUUCUCUGAGCCGAAGCUCUAG
Molecule: messenger RNA, 576 nt
Organism: Lentinula edodes (shiitake mushroom)
Lineage: Eukaryota; Fungi; Basidiomycota; Agaricomycetes; Agaricales; Omphalotaceae
Exons: 7
Coding region: 1-576 (191 amino acids)
Source: RefSeq, a predicted model, not a curated record